Pseudopipra pipra is the source of this 1177-nucleotide messenger RNA. RefSeq names its product riboflavin-binding protein. Gene Ontology annotation, cellular component: external side of plasma membrane. The coding region runs from base 333 to 1055 and encodes 240 amino acids. The transcript is spliced from 6 exons. Gene Ontology annotation, molecular function: signaling receptor activity; riboflavin binding; riboflavin transmembrane transporter activity. The record is from RefSeq and is a predicted model, not a curated record. NCBI's taxonomy places the organism in Eukaryota, Metazoa, Chordata, Aves, Passeriformes, Pipridae.
AAAACAGGCAGGGGGGUUAGUGGCAUUUGGAUUAUAGGAGAGCUGUUGUUUUUCUAAUCCUAACCCACAUUUGUACUUUCCUCUUUAUCAUGUCGACGUUUGCAAGCAAUAAAAGGGCAUUAUGUGCUGGUCAUUGCAUCUGCUCUUGAGAUAAAUCUGUGUUAGCAUUCCAAAGGGUCAAGGAACUCUUCCAGGGCAAACAAAUUCUGGAGCACUGAUGCCAGAUGGUGUGUGUAUAUAAAGUGGAAAAUGAGAAAAGCAAUUUACUGUGUUCCUGUUCCAGGGAGAAGUAUCACCCGGGAAGACAAUAGAAGAGGAAAAAGAACUGGACAAUGCUCAGGUUUGCCGUCACCCUCUUUGCUGUCAUAACGUCAUCCACCUGCCAAAAAUAUGGAUGCCUGGAAGGGGACACCCAAAAACCGAAGCCAAGUCCUGAGUCAGAUAUGCAGGAGUGCACUCUGUACUCUAAAUCUUCGUGUUGCUAUGCAGACUUCACAGAGCAGUUGGCUCACUCCCCAGUAAUUAAAGUAAGCAACAGCUACUGGAACAGAUGUGGGCAGCUCAGUAAAUCCUGUGAAGAUUUCACAAAGAAAAUCGAGUGCUUUUACCGGUGUUCUCCACAUGCUGCUCGCUGGAUCCACCCCAAUGACACCGCUGCUAUUCAGGCUGUUCCACUGUGCCAAAGCUUUUGUGAUGACUGGUACGAAGCCUGCAAAGAUGACUCCAUAUGUGCUCGUAACUGGCUGACGGACUGGGAAUGGGAUGAAAGUGGAGAAAACCACUGUAAGGAUAAAUGUAUUCCAUACAGUGAGAUGUAUGCAAAUGGGACUGACAUGUGCCAGAAUAUGUGGGGGGAGUCAUUUAAGGUGAGCAAAUCCUCCUGCCUCUGCUUGCAAAUGAACAAGAAGGACACGAUUGCAAUCAAGUAUCUCCUCUCCAAGAGCUCAGAGGAAAGCUCCAGCAGCAGCAGCAGCAGCAGCGAGGAGCACGCCUGCCAAAAUAAACUCCUGAAGUUUCAGAAACCAGAGGAAGAGGAAGGUGAACAGACAAGAUAAAUGCUAGUGGAUGUAUGUCAGGACAAGAGAAAUCAUCAUGGAGGCUGGGCUCAGGGCAUCAUGCCAGCCUGCUUUAUUCCUUGCUUCCUAGAACAUAAUAAAUCAAUGGCUGGUUGUAUUAA